CGCCCGAGUCGUCACGGCCCUGCCGUUGUCUGGAUCCCGUCGGCAAGAAGAUUAUUUACAAACAACGACUGUCAGCGGAGUUCGGUUCCAGCUGUCUGGCUGCGCGGACGCGAAUUUGUACCGAGCCGCUAAUUUGUGCGUUGAAUCGUUUUGAGUUAACGUUUGUGUUGCCCUGCGUUGGGAAUUAAAGCUUUUAGUUCUUUAAAAGUGUUUAUUUAUUUCGCGCAACUCGCGAGCGGCCGAUCUUUCCGUGCGCGACUUCGAUAAUAAUCGAAGUCCUCGCCGCGGGCGCAACAAUAUAAAAAGCAACUGCAUACAAUUGUAUUCAUCUCAUUUUUGCAUUUUUUGUUCCUUUUUAAAAUUUAUUUUAGAUUUGAUUUUUUGAAGAUCUAGCCAAGUUUUGCGCUGUUUAUUGAAUUGCUCGUCAUCGUGAUGAGAUUGAUUGCGAUCGCGUAUCUGUUCUCAUUUUAUACAUAUCUUAAUGCGGUCCCAAGAAAUGUAACAUCCGAGCCAAGCGAGAUGAGGAGGAGAAUAAUGCGAACUAGCUGGAUUCAAUUAAAUAACACCGAAUUCAAUCCUGAUACUGUUCUCAACACGCCGCAAAUAAUAAGGAGAGCGGGUUAUCGUGCAGAGACUCACGUUAUAAUGACAGAGGAUGGCUAUUUACUGACAUUACACCGUAUUCCAGGUGGUAACGAUUCUUUACCUGUGCUGAUAAUGCACGGUCUUUUUAGCAGUUCCGCUGACUGGAUUGUUUCUGGCAAAGACAAAGCACUCCCUUACCUAUUGGCGGAUCGAAGAUAUGAUGUUUGGUUGGGAAAUUUUCGUGGUAAUACCUACUCUAGAGCGCAUAUUUCCCUAUCGCCGUCAGACUCAAAAUUUUGGGAUUUCAGCUUUAAUGAAAUGGGCAUCUACGACUUACCCGCAAUAAUUACAUUUAUCACAAAUAUAAGCUCGCAACCAUUACAUACGUAUAUCGGUCAUUCUAUGGGCACAACUACUUUUUAUAUAAUGGCAUCAGAGCGUCCGGAAAUCGCUCGAAUGGUGCAAAUGAUGAUUAGUCUCUGUCCAGUGGCCUUUGUAAAUCAUGUGCGAAAUCCGGCACGAAAUCUUGCGCUUUCUUGGAAGAUAAUAACGCUAUUUUCCUCCCAUGACGAAUUUUUGCCACACGACGAUUUUAUGAAAUUUCUUUUGAAAUACGGUUGCGACCAGAAUUCUGCCGAACAGGAAAUCUGCGCCGAUAUCAUAUUUAUGUUCAGUGGUUAUGAUAAGGAGCAGUUUAAUUAUACUUUAUUGCCCGUUAUGGGUCACUUUCCCGCCGGUACCUCCGUUAAAACGGUAAGACAUUAUGCUCAGGAAAUCCAAUCGGGCAAAUUUUGCAAAUUUGAUUACGAUCGCGCAACAAAUUUAAUAAUCUAUAACUCGGAGGAACCUCCGGACUACAAUCUAACAAGUAUCACGGUACCAAUCGCGUUGUUCUAUUCCAAAAAUGACUUGCUGGCCGACAUAGAGGAUGUGAAGAGGUUGGCUCCUUUAUUGCCCAAUGUAGUGGAUAUGUAUGAAGUGCCGUGGCCCACAUUCAGUCACACAGAUUUUCUAUGGGCCAAGGAUGCCCCAAAACUUGUGUGAUCCCUGAAAGCGAUACUUCCUCUAUGGACAAUGAAAACAUGGACAUCAAGAACUACAAAGCCAAUGUCCAUGAAUGUUCU
This is a messenger RNA of Camponotus floridanus (Florida carpenter ant), 1709 nucleotides long. RefSeq names its product lipase 1. Gene Ontology annotation, molecular function: hydrolase activity, acting on ester bonds. Gene Ontology annotation, biological process: lipid metabolic process. The record is from RefSeq and is a predicted model, not a curated record. NCBI's taxonomy places the organism in Eukaryota, Metazoa, Arthropoda, Insecta, Hymenoptera, Formicidae.